Molecule: messenger RNA, 693 nt
Organism: Drosophila suzukii
Lineage: Eukaryota; Metazoa; Arthropoda; Insecta; Diptera; Drosophilidae
Gene: ND-19
Product: NADH dehydrogenase [ubiquinone] 1 alpha subcomplex subunit 8
Biological process (GO): mitochondrial electron transport, NADH to ubiquinone
Source: RefSeq, a predicted model, not a curated record
CCCACUGACAGCAAAAAGUCAGCAUCCCUGGUUACAAAUCAGCUGUUGUUGUGGGCAAAGCAAACGUCCUUGGUAGAUCGCACGGGACAGCAACUUUAUAAUGGUCAUCACCAACAACACAACACUGCCCGAGGAGUCGGAGCUCGAUGUCCAGGAGUUAAAUCUUUCGUCGGCGGCUCUGCGGGCGGGCUCCUUCCAUUUGGGCAAGCAAUGCGAGCAGGCCAAUAAUGAGUUUAUGCUCUGCCGGCAGGAACUGGAUGAUCCUAGGGCCUGCCUGGCGGAAGGCAAGGCGGUCACCAGCUGCGCCCUGGACUUCUUCCGCAAGGUGAAGAAGACCUGCCAUGAGGAGUUCAUGCAGUACGCAACCUGCCUGGACAAGAGCAGCGGAACCAUGGCCUUCUCACAAUGCCGCAAGACGCAGGGAGUGUUCGACAAGUGCAUCAAGGAUAACUUUGACUGGGAUCGUCCCUCCUACGGAUACUUCUCCCGGGCCAAGGUCAUCAAGUCAGCUCGCGAAGCUCCCAAGAAGGAGGAGAAGAUCUCCUAUCCCGAUGCCACCCCCGGUCUGCCCGAGGACUACCCCAAGCCGCCAGCCAAGUACGGCUCCCGCUUCCACUGGCUGGAAUAAACGGCUGCUAGUGCCUAGUGAAAUUUGAAAGCGUUCAUCUUAACAUAAAACUCUUGGUUCCAUUA